AGCCAGGGUGCGUCUGGCAAGGCCACAGAGCGAGAUGAGGAGGGUUUUCGUGGGGACCACGGCGUACCCGUCUAAUCCGAGCGCUGGGGGAACCCGUGCCUGCCUCCGGCCCUGGGGUCUCUAGCCCGCUGCGCGGCGGGGAAUCGUCCUGCGUCCCAGAGGCUGGUUUAUUCCCCCUCGGUCGCCCUUUGGCCUGUGAAAGCGAAAGGCUCAAUCUCCUCUUAAUCGCUCGCCAAGGUGUGAGGCAAAGGUUCCCGGCGCAGCAGGGUGAGGAUGGGCUCAGGGACGGGAGAGGGGCAGUUGCUCCCCUGACUCGCCUGGUAAAGGAUGAAGAAGCUGCUGGCCCUCGUCCUCCUCCUCUUCCUCGGCCGCUUGGCUUCUUCGCACGGGCCAGGAGGACCCCCGUGGCGGCCGGAGAGGGAAGCGCUGCAGGAAGGAGGAGACACGCCGGCCAGGGGCUGGGAUGCCGGGGUGCCCACGGGUGCCGGAGCAGGCGUUUGGGGUGAUCUCGCACCCGGUGUGAGGGUAGAGGCCAGGAACCCCCGGCACCCGGCGAUGCGUGAGGAGACCGAGCGCAGGACUCCGCUGCCAGGAGAGAGACGCGACGCCAGUGACUUCACGGGCUCCCCCGACAGCCCCGCUGCGGCCGGGCCACCUCCUGUCCUCCAGGAUCCCGGCACCAGGGCCCUGCCGGCUCCCCUGGCUAAAGCCUCGGCCACACCCGUCCCGGCUGCCAGCCCCAGGGCCUCGGACACCACCCCCACACACACCCCUGCUACACCCACCACUGCCUCUGCCAUAACCUCGGCUACACCCGCCGCUGCUGUAACCAGAGCGACACCUACCGCCGCCUCAAAUACAACCGCUGCCUCAAGUACAACUGCCGCUACCCUCAUCCUCACAACUACACCUUACGCUUCACCCCGUACUGACACCACCAUAACUACACCUAACGCUACACUCACCACCAACAUCACAACUACACCCACCACAACUACAACUGACACUAUGCCCACCGCCACCACCUUGGCUGCCCCCACAACUACAGCUAAUACGUCACCCCUUACUGACACCGCCACCACUACAUCUAACACUACACUUUCCACCUCCACCCCAACUAUACCAACCACAGCUACACCUGACACUACACCCACCACCACCACCUCAGCUGUCCCCACAACUACACCAACAACUGCACCUUACACUCCACCCCUUACUGACAUAAUCACCACCACCACAACUACACUUAAUGCUACACUCACCACCUCCACCACCACUACACCAACUACAACUAUAUCCACUGCAACUACUAUUGACACUAUGCCCACCACCACCACCACCUUAGCUACCCGCACAACUACAGCUAACAUAUCACCCCUUACUGACACCACCACCACUACAUCUAACACUACACUUUCCACCUCCACCCCAACUACACCAACCACGGCUACACCUGACACUACACCCACCACCACCACCUCAGCUGUCCCCACAACUACACCAACAACUGCACCUUACACUCCACCUCUUACUAACAUAAUCACCACCACCACAACUACACCUAAUGCUACACUCACCACCUUCACCACCGCUACACCAACUACAACUACAUCCACUGCAACUACAACUGACACUAUGCCCACCACCACCACCUUAGCUACCCGCACAACUACAGCUAACAUGUCAGCCCUUACUGACACCGCCACCACUACAUCUAACACUACACUCUCCACCUCAACCACAGCAACACCUGACACUACACCCACCACCAACACCUCAGCUAUCCCCACAAUUACACCAACAACUACACCUUACACUCCACCCCUUACUGACAUAAUCACCACGACCACAACUACACCUAACACUACACUCACCACCAACACCACAACUACACCAUCUACAACUCCACCUGCCAGCUUCACAACUACACCUGAGACUUCACCCCUUACUGAUACCAUCACCGCUACACCUAACACUACACUUGCUACCAACAUCACAACUACACCUAACACUACACUCACCACCUCCAUCACAACUACACCUUCUACAACUCCACCUGUCACCUUCAAAACUACACCUGAGACUUCACCUCUUACUGAUACCAUCACCACUACUCCUAACACCGCACUUGCUACCAACACCACAACUACACCUAACACUACACUUGCCACCUCCAUCACAACUACAUCAUCUACUACUCCACCUGUCAUCUUUGAAACUACACCUGAGACUUCACCCCUUACUGAUACUAUCACAACUACACCUAACACUACAUUCACCACCAACACCACAACUACACCUAACACUACACUCACCACCUCCAUCACAACUACACCUUCUACAACUCCACCUGUCACCUUUGAAACUACACCUGAGACUUCACCCCUUACUGAUACUAUCACAACUACACCUAACACUACAGUCACCACCAACACCACAACUACACCAUCAACAACUAAACUCACCACCUUCACAACUACACCUGAGACUUCACCCUUUACUGAUACCAUCACCACUGCACUCACUACCAACACCACAACUACACCUAACACUACACUUGCCACCUCCAUCACAACUACACCAUCUACAACUCCACCUGCCAGCUUCACAACUACACCUGACACUCCACCCCUUACUGAUACUAUCACAACUACACCUAACACUACACUCACUGCCUCUAUCACAUCUACACCAUCUACAACUACACCCGCCACCUCUGCAACUACACCUGACACUCCACCCCUUCCUGAUACCACCACCAUCACUAACACUAGCACUACACUCGCCAACUCCACCACAACUAUACCCAUCACCCCAACUACACCAACCACAGCUACACCUGACACUACUCCCAUCACCACUACAUCAGCUACCCCCACAACUACAACACCUACUACCACUGUCACCAACACACCCACUUCCACAACUACCACCACCACCAGUGCUACACCCACUACCACUAUGAGCACAAGCACUGCUGUGUCCUCACCCACUCCAUCCUGGAGCAUCACAACAGCAGCGCCCUGCCAGAACGGUGGCACGCCAAACGGCACCGAGUGCCUCUGCCCACCUGGCUACUUCGGCCCCCGCUGUGAGUCACUGGACACCAGGUUCUGCCAGAACGGGGGGGUCUGGACCGGGGCAGAAUGCAAAUGCCCCCCCUUCUUCCAGGGGCCAGAAUGCGAAUUCGCCGUGGGCACCGUCGCGCUCAGAGUCGAGGUGAACGUGACGAUGGACGUGAAGCUGCAGGUGACCAACCGCGAGUUCACCGCUGACCUGGCCAACGCCUCCUCUCCGGCCUGGCGAGGGUUCGGGGCCCUGUUCACACAGCAGAUCAAGCCGGUUUAUAGCCAGAUCCCAGGGUUUCAGGACCUGGAGAUCCUGGAGCUCACGCCGGGCAGCGUCGUGGUGACCCACAGGGUGGCCCUGGCCGUCCCCGUCACCGCCCAGCUCGAGGCCACGCUGGAGAACCUGCCGCGGCGGCUGGCGGAAGAGAUCAGACUGGCGGCCCGCGACCAGGUCGUCUGCACUAGCAGCUCGCGGAAUCUGUGUUUCAAUCCCUCCUCCACCGAGGUGACGAGCCGGACGACAGCAGAGUUCAAUGGUGCAGAGCUCUGCAGGCAGACGCUGCCCCCCGGAUACAGCCCCCACUUCUUCCCCCGCCCGACGCCCGACGGCUUCACCUGCGCCUCCCUGUGCACCGGGGGGCUGCCGGGCGCCCUCGGCUGCAACGCGGGACAGUGCCGGGUGUCCCACGCCGGCGCCCACUGCCGCUGCCCGGCGAGCGGCCGGUUCUGGUACCUGGGCGCCAGCUGCGAGGUGCAAAUCGACCGGGUCGGCGGCACCGUCGCCAUCGUCGUCAUCGUUGCCUUUGUGCUGCUCAACGGCGCCGUCCUGCUGACCUACAGGUCAAAGGUCAAAGGGUGCCUGCGCUGCCGUCGGGGGCGCUGACCUCAUCGCCCCCCUCCCCGGCCCAGCCCCGCAGGGGGAGGGGAGCCCCGUGCAGCCGACCGACGCUGACUGAAACCUGGGCCGGGUCACCCAUCACCGCAGUGUGGGGGGGGGACACACGUCCUAUCUGGGGUCUGUACAGCACCUGGCGCGGCGAAGGACCCCGGGUCUCGGCCGGGGCCGCUAGGAUCUGCCGAGAUCCCCACCGCAGAGCUGGUUUCACCAGCGGACGGGAAGCCGCCGCCCACGGUGCCGGAACGCCGACCACAUGGGCCGACAGCGGGGACUUCUGGGGAGGGGGGGUUUCGUGGGUGCUUGACGCGUCUCAGCCGGCCCCCGCCCCCGUCGUCCCGCCCCACCUGUGGGCAGGCAGAGGUUUCGGGGCACCCUGAGCAGAGGGCUGCGCCACCGACCCUCUUGGCGAAUAGCCAGACACGGCCCCAUCCAUCAACAGGGGAGGACGGGGUGAGGAGACCAGGAGACAGGCUCAGGUUAGCAACAGGA
Messenger RNA from Mauremys mutica (yellowpond turtle), 4455 nucleotides. Its product is annotated as mucin-2-like. Gene Ontology annotation, molecular function: signaling receptor binding. The record is from RefSeq and is a predicted model, not a curated record. The transcript is spliced from 10 exons. Gene Ontology annotation, biological process: anatomical structure development. Gene Ontology annotation, cellular component: cell surface; extracellular region. Bases 328 to 3951 code for a protein of 1207 amino acids. NCBI's taxonomy places the organism in Eukaryota, Metazoa, Chordata, Testudines, Geoemydidae.